This is a messenger RNA of Lingula anatina, 1587 nucleotides long. RefSeq names its product enoyl-[acyl-carrier-protein] reductase, mitochondrial. Gene Ontology annotation, cellular component: mitochondrion. NCBI's taxonomy places the organism in Eukaryota, Metazoa, Brachiopoda, Lingulata, Lingulida, Lingulidae. Gene Ontology annotation, biological process: fatty acid metabolic process. The record is from RefSeq and is a predicted model, not a curated record. Gene Ontology annotation, molecular function: oxidoreductase activity.
ACCCAGUUUAACUGUAACCUUGACCUACAAUGGCCAUGCGAAUUUCCUGGGUUGUAAGUUCUUUUAAAAACAUUGGGGUUCCCACCGUGCGGCGUCUCAGUUCGGCACCAGGAAUAGUUUCAAAAAUAACAUACAACGAGUAUGGAGAUCCUUCAAAAGUUUUACGCCUCAGUAAAGGUGAUAUCCUGCAAAUUCAGAGGGGAGAAGUGCUUGUGAAAGUCCUUGCAUCUCCUGUCAACCCUGCAGAUAUCAAUACAAUACAGGGUGUGUACCCGAUCAGGCCACCGCUACCUGCCGUAGGAGGGAAUGAAGGCGUGGGUGAAAUAAUUGAAGUAGGGGCUGAGGUACAAAACUUAAAGCCUGGAGACUGGGUUCUCCCGUCACGUGCCGGCUCCGUUGGUACUUGGUCUACCCACUAUGUUUGUUCCCCACGUGACAUCAGGACAGUUCCGAACGAUAUUCCUGUUUUACAUGCAGCAACACUCGCAGUGAAUCCAUGCACAGCUUACCGCAUGCUGAAGGAUUUUGCAGACUUAAAAGAGGGUGAUUACGUUAUUCAGAAUGGAAGUAAUACUGCAGUGGGUCAAGCUGUUACUCAAAUUGGCAAGGAAUUAAAAAUCAAUCUGAUCAACGUUGUGAGGAACCAUGCCAUGCCUGAAUGUGUUCAACACCAUGAAUCACUCGGUGCAGCUAAAGUAGUCAGUGAGGACUUUUUGCGCUCCAGUAAUAUGAAGGAUUACAUCAACAGUUUGCCAUCAAAGCCAAAGUUAGCAUUGAAUUGUGUGGGUGGUGACGUAGCCACAAACAUGAUAAGGCAUCUAGCAAAGGGCUCAGUUAUGGUCACUUAUGGUGGGUUGUCAAGAAAACCAGUGACUAUAGGCACAGGAUCUCUAAUAUUCAGUGACAUAAGAAUACUUGGCUUUUGGAUGUCAGAAUGGAAUGCCCACCAUGUCAACUCAGCAGAGAGUGUUGAAAUGAUCAACUUUCUGUGUCAAAUGAUCAGACAAAAGAAAUUCAAAGCCCCAAAGGCUUGUGCAGUACCUUUAGAGAACUUCAGAGAUGCUGUGAUUAAUUCCAUGUCAUUUGGGAAUAGAGCUAAGAAUAUUUUAGCCAUGAAUGAAAAGGUGCUGGCUGAAAUAAAUUCUGGAGAGGAAGCUUAACAACUUUUUUAAAAUUGUUUUUUUUUAUAUGUAAAAAAGGGGAAUCCCAACAUGUAUGAUAAUCUCAUUUAUAAACAUUGUAGUUUUAAAGGAGUGUCAAUUAGUGAUAAUAUUUAUUCAUCAUGGUUGAGAAAAAUAGUAAUUUUUUGUUACAUGCUUAAAAGAUUUACUGUGAACAAAAAAGAAUAUAGUAAUUUACUUUGGUAUAAACACUUCACUUUAUAACUGUCAACUUUGAAAUAUAUAUUAGAUUCUUUACUCGGUGUAAAACUCUGUUACUUGCAAUAUGCUGUUGAUGCAUUUAUUCAUGCAGUUAAAAUGGUGUUUUCAAAAAUGCAUAAUGUAGAGAGGUGGCCAGUCUUUUACUAUGAAUUUGUCAUGUAAUCGUAAGUAUCUGUAAGAAUAAAUUACCAUCAUGUUUUUUAAA